This is a messenger RNA of Exophiala spinifera, 912 nucleotides long. RefSeq lists its product as uncharacterized. The coding region runs from base 1 to 912 and encodes 303 amino acids. The record is from RefSeq and is a predicted model, not a curated record. The transcript is spliced from 3 exons. NCBI's taxonomy places the organism in Eukaryota, Fungi, Ascomycota, Eurotiomycetes, Chaetothyriales, Herpotrichiellaceae. Gene Ontology annotation, molecular function: oxidoreductase activity.
AUGGUGGCAGUGCAAAAAGUGGUGGUUCUUGGGGCCUCCGGCAACAUAGGACUGCCUGUGCUGAAGGUACUUCUAGCUGAAGGAUUUGAGGUGACUGCAGUGUCUCGAAACCCCAAGACUGAAGUCCCUAUUGGUGUCAAGCUGGCAGUUGGCGACAUCUCAAAUGAACAGGAGCUCGAAUCUCACUUCCGCGGCCAGGACGCCCUUGUGGAAGCUUUCGGCCCGUCUGCAGCAGGGAGCCAGGGUCUCAUCGUGAGAGCUUCUGUGAAAGCAGGAAUCAAACACAUCAUCACUCCUGAGUUUGCGGGAGAUACAUUCAACACCAAUGCUGGCGAGCUGAUGAUCUAUGAACCAAAGAUUAACGCUCAAAAGGCAUUGGAAGAGAACAGUGUUGGCUACGAUUUGAAAUGGACGGCGAUUAUCACAGGCCCAUGGUAUGAUUGGGCGAUUAUCAACAAUUUCUUCUGGUUGGAUAAAAAGCAACGUACCAUGACAGUCUUUGGCUCUGGAAAUCAGAAAUACAGCAUGUGCAAAACGCAGACAAUAGCUCGAGCAGUAGUCGAUGUCCUCCGUCGUCCGCAAGACUUUGCCAACCGACCGGUCUACGUUGCAGAUUACACCGUUAGCACCAAUGAAUUACUGGCUAUCCUUGAAUCAAUAAGCCCAGGGUGGGAGGUCAAACGGGUGAACAUCGACAAUUUCUUCCAGACGGCCAAAGAAAAAUGGCAGGCAGACAGGGCGGCAGGCGUCAGAGAAACGCUGGGUACUGAGGCGUAUAUGAUGUUGGGAACAUAUGGCAUGUUUGAGGAAAGCAACAAAUAUGGAGCUGACUUCAGUGACAAGGUUGAGCCUGCAUAUGUGAAUGAUAUUGAUCAACUUAAAAUUGAGUUGAAGGGCCUUUUAUCGGUUUAG